Messenger RNA from Pezoporus occidentalis (night parrot), 2555 nucleotides. RefSeq names its product ribonucleoprotein, PTB binding 2 (gene RAVER2). Gene Ontology annotation, molecular function: mRNA binding. Lineage: Eukaryota; Metazoa; Chordata; Aves; Psittaciformes; Psittacidae. Gene Ontology annotation, cellular component: nucleus. The transcript has 12 exons. The annotation marks the transcript as partial. The record is from RefSeq and is a predicted model, not a curated record.
AUUUGGUCUCUUCCAGCGUUCGUCACUCUGCUGAAUGGAGAGCAGGCACAAAACGCCAUUGGGAAGUAUCACCAGUAUUCUCUUCGGGGAAAAGAGAUAUCAGUGCAACUGCAGCCGACAGAUGCUUUGCUGUGCAUUACCAAUUUACCCACUUCGUUUACCUUGGAAGAGUUUGAAGAACUUGUGCGUGCCUAUGGCAAUGUUGAGAGGUGUUUCUUGGUCUAUAACGAAGUUACUGGCCAUUCCAAGGGCUACGGCUUUGUGGAAUACAUGAAGAAGGACUCCGCUGCCAAGGCCAGGCUGGAACUUCUGGGGAAGCAGUUGGAGGAGAGCACUCUCUUUGCACAGUGGAUGGACGUGAACCAGCUCACCCCAAAUCUUAUUCACUCUAAGUGCCUUUGUGUGGAGAAAUUUCAGAAAGACUGUGCUGACUCCAAAGAACUGAUCCAAGCUUUCUCCCUGAAGUAUAAACCUGUGUUCUGCCAGUUUGCUCAGGAUGAAGACAGUAACAUCGGUGACUUUGCGGUGGUGGAGUAUGAAACUGCAGAGCAGGCUGAGAAGGUACAAGAACUCACGGAUGGAAUGACUGUCAAAGGAAAGAGAGUGCAGGUGUCCUACUGUGCUCCGGGAGCCCCAGGCAGAAGCACGUUGGCAGCACUUAUAGCAGCACAAAGGAUGAUGAGGAACAACAGGAAGGGCUUGCUUCCAGAGCCAAAUCCAGUGCAGAUUAUGAAAAGUUUUAAUAACCCAGCAAUGUUGCAAAUGCUGCUGCAGCCCCAGUUGCGUGGACAUGCUGUUAAACCUGCAGUUCUUGGAGCAUCUGCAGGUUUACCUCACCUUAUAAAUUCAGCAGUUGGGCCACCUUUUUUGCAGCUGAAUAAAGUUCAUCAGAGUUCACUUCUGGGGAGUGCAUCUAACUUACUGCUGCAGAGCCCUGCUCAGAUGCCACUGCCGCAGCAGCAGCUGAUGAAGAUAGAAAACCUUCAGGCUAAUAGUAAACCGGGUUUGCUGGGAGAACCUCCAACAAUGCUCCUACAGACAGUACUGGGACUAGGGGUAAUGCCAUCAGUGAGUUCAGGCCUGGGAACCCGUGCAGAAGCUCUGAAGUCAGCAGCAACAGCAGGGAUGGGCAUGCUGCCAUUCUUCCCGAAUCAGCACAUUGUUGGACAAGCUAUGCCAGGGCAAAAUAAUGCUCCAGAUAAACCAGCGCCUACCGAAGCGGUUGUCUCGGGAUCACAGCCCUAUCAUCAGACCUUAACAAAUCUUUCUGCGGGAGCUUUGAGGGCUGGCCAUGCCAAACAACAAAACCAACUAAAAAGUACUGAUGCAAAUUUGGGGACUCCCUUGAAAAAACAGACUUCGCUACUAGGAGACCCACCAAAAGAAAUCCGUCUUAGUACCAACCCCUACUUGAACUUGGCAAGUGUGUUGCCUGGUAUAUGUCUUCCAGCAAUUGCCAGCAAAGCCUCUAGUCCACCACAGCAGACUGGGCUUUCAAACAACCUCGUGGAUGCUGCUGUGUCUCAGGGAACUACAUCACAACACGCAAUGGAAAACUAUUUGAAUUACUCCCAGCAGCAUGGGGAAUACACACAGGAGGCUGUUCAGGAGUGGUAUCAGCAUUAUGCUCAGGCAUAUAACCCUACCCAGGCAAGAGUUGAUGAAUUUGAAAAUGAAGCCUCUGAGGAUUCUACAGGUGGAUCUUACCCAGACUACGGUCCCUGCUUGCAGGUCAUGCCUACACUUUACAGUGGAGCCCAGGGAUCAUACCAGCCAGGCAGCUUGCAGCUUCCUCCACAAACCCCAUUAACUAAGGUGGCUCCAGCGAGGAGUGAGAAGCGAGGCUCCUCGUACCUGCUGUCCCCCCCCGAGCCCAGCCCCGUGGAGUACCUUGCCCAGCAGACUCAGGGCUCCGCAGUGCGUUACGCUGAAUCCUCGCUGAAGAAGAAGCGCGUCUAUUGACACCGCCAUCGCCACUCCUGCCCCAGGGUGUGAGGGCAGGGUCUCGUACCUCUGCUAUUUAUUGCUGCCUUAACUUCAGACAAGUAAUUCUUCUUUCUGUGUGGGUUAGAAGUAUCCCAAGAGGAACAGCCUCUGCAACGGGCGCGCCUGCCGAGGAAGCGGUACGUAUGGCGACGAGGUGAGCCGGGCCUCGGGAGUCUGGACUUGCCUUCUGAAGGGAGGGGAUGGAGUCUCCUUUGUCAUCUGCCACUGCCAGCCACAGUGGGCUGAGGCUGACAGCACUGAGGAACUGGGUGAGUGUGGGGAGCUUCCCAGCUGAAAGCAAUACAAGUCCUGAGGAGGGAUUGCUGAGCCUUCCUCUUCUCCCCGGACCCGAGGGAGUUAAAAGAUGAAGUCUUGAUAGUAAUUUUUUCUUAUUUUUUUAACUGAGAAUGUGGGGUUUUUUUCAGUCUUACUUUUUCCAGGAUUAAGAGUUCUGCAUUUACAGCCUUUAAAUUUUUACUAUAUUUCCUCUUAAUCCUGGAAUGGAGAUAUACCAAAUGUAUUACCAGAGCCUCUGUGAUGUUUUCAAUAAAUGUUUGUUAAAAGUAAAA